AUGCCCUAUCUCUUAGCUGCAAAUCUUCUGGGGUCUAGCCUCCAAGGCGCGUGCUGUUCAUAUUUCUCACGGAGCACGCGGGCUAAAAGCCGCACCGUUAUUGCCGACUUUUGCAGCCCACCUGGGGACAGUUCUGUUCAUGGCUUGGCAUUGGCUAAUGUGAUGCUGGCAAUGCACACGUAUUGGCUCUCUCCAUGCAAGUGUAUGAGAUAG
Messenger RNA from Trichoderma asperellum CBS 433.97, 213 nucleotides. The record is from RefSeq and is a predicted model, not a curated record. NCBI's taxonomy places the organism in Eukaryota, Fungi, Ascomycota, Sordariomycetes, Hypocreales, Hypocreaceae.